AAGAUGACCUGGCAGAAGUGCACCGCUCCUGGUUCCUGCACGACGGUGAACGGCGAGGUCACGAUUGAUGCCAACUGGCGUUGGGUACACAACACGGGAGGGUAUUACAACUGCUACACUGGUAACGAUUGGAACAAGACCAUUUGCUCUGACUCCAAGACUUGCGCGUCCAAGUGUGCUUUGGAUGGUGCUGACUACAAGGCUACCUAUGGUGCUGAGGCCAGCGGCAAUUCGCUCAGCCUGACAUUCGUUACUGAGGGGACAUAUGGUGAGAGACCUGAUCUGCCUGUCCCUGAAGACUACCUCUUUGCCGUGCCCAUGCUAACGAGGGCUAUCGCUAAGCCACCAACAUCGGAUCUCGUCUCUAUCUUAUGGCUAACGAAAGCAAGUACGCCAUGUUUACGCUCCUCGGAAACGAGUUCACCUUCGACGUGGAUGUCUCCAACCUUGGGUGCGGUCUUAACGGGGCCCUGUACUUCGUCUCCAUGGACGAGGACGGUGGUAUGUCCAAGUACUCCGCCAACAAGGCCGGCGCCAAGUACGGAACCGGCUACUGCGAUGCUCAGUGCCCGCGUGAUCUGAAGUUCAUCAACGGGGAGGCGAACUCGGCCCAAUGGUCGCCUUCGUCCAACGACAAGAACGCCGGUGUCGGUCAAUACGGCUCCUGCUGCACUGAGAUGGACAUCUGGGAGGCCAACUCCAUCUCCACCGCCUACACCCCUCACCCAUGCUCCACUGUCGGCCAGCACCGCUGCGAGGGAGACAAUUGCGGCGGCACCUACUCUUCGGCCCGGUACUCCGGCACCUGCGACCCUGACGGCUGCGACUUCAACUCGUACCGGCAAGGCGUCAAGGACUUCUACGGUCCCGGCAUGACCGUCGACACCAAGUCCAAAUUCACCAUUGUCACGCAGUUCAUCAAGGGCGACGACGGCAACCUUAGCGAGAUCAAGCGCUUCUAUGUCCAAAACGGCAAGACGAUCCCCAACUCGGAGUCGACCAUUCCCGGCACCUCGGGCAACUCGGUCAACCCCGACUUCUGCAAGGCCCAGAAGGUUGCCUUCGGCGACGGCGACCACUUCAACGACAUGGGCGGCUUCGCCCAGUUCAGCAAGGGCGUUGCCGCCCCAAUGGUCCUGGUCAUGUCUCUCUGGGACGACCACUACGCCAACAUGCUCUGGCUCGACUCCACCUACCCGACCGACGCCUCUCCCGAUGACCCGGGCAAGGGCCGUGGUACCUGCGACACCAGCUCGGGUGUUCCCAGCGACACUGAGACUAGCCAGGCCAACAACAAGGUCAUCUACUCCAACAUUAAGUUCGGCCCUAUCAAUUCCACCUUCUCGGCUUAAGCAACCAUGGAGAUUCCACUUGGAAUCUUCAGUAUAACCCCUGGGGGGUGGGUGCUUGGUCGGAGGGACGUGAGCUGGGGAGGAGACUUGUCAUUGGGAUGAGAAAAGGCCUCAUACAUGAACCACCCCGGCCAUGGAACCUGACGAGUUGUAUUUCCAGGGGAAACCCAAGUUAUUCAUAGUUUAUAGUUUCUUGUGACUAGUUGGGCCGACGGCGAGGGCCUUGUCUCUAGAGCAGAAAUAAUGCUGUCCUUACCUUUGACUGCAUCUUGGGUGUGUCUGGCUUGACGAUGCAGUGCUUGUGGUGGUAAGAAGGCUUGUGUGGUGGACAGCAUGUUCAUGUGGCACAUAAAUCAAGUAUUAAUAAAG
Phialemonium atrogriseum is the source of this 1721-nucleotide messenger RNA. Its product is annotated as family 7 glycoside hydrolase. Gene Ontology annotation, biological process: carbohydrate metabolic process. Gene Ontology annotation, molecular function: hydrolase activity, hydrolyzing O-glycosyl compounds. The record is from RefSeq and is a predicted model, not a curated record. NCBI's taxonomy places the organism in Eukaryota, Fungi, Ascomycota, Sordariomycetes, Cephalothecales, Cephalothecaceae. Bases 372 to 1352 code for a protein of 326 amino acids. The transcript is spliced from 5 exons.